This is a messenger RNA of Xiphophorus hellerii (green swordtail), 2808 nucleotides long. RefSeq names its product glucosylceramidase beta 1 (gene gba1). Gene Ontology annotation, biological process: glucosylceramide catabolic process. NCBI's taxonomy places the organism in Eukaryota, Metazoa, Chordata, Actinopteri, Cyprinodontiformes, Poeciliidae. Gene Ontology annotation, molecular function: glucosylceramidase activity. The coding region runs from base 133 to 1701 and encodes 522 amino acids. The transcript has 12 exons. The record is from RefSeq and is a predicted model, not a curated record.
UUUAAAUUCACGUGACCAGUUCAUAAAGGUGAUCGGAAACCGAUCAGGAAGUUCCCUGAUGGGACAACAACAGAUUGACGGAGGAGUGUUGUUACCUGGUCAGAGUUUCUUCUAGCUUCUUCUUCAGGUAAAAUGGUGCUGCUGUUGCCAUCAGCUCUUGUCGUAGUUCUUGUUGUCAGCGCAGCAGACGUGACUCUUUGCGCAGGAAUCAACAGAUGUGUUGCCAGAAACCUCGGCCAUGACUCCGUGGUGUGUGAGUGUAAUUCCACCUACUGUGACGGUGUUGGCCCGGUUAGCCUGCCACCUCUAGGUCAGUACUCCACCUACCUGAGCAGCAUGGCAGGCAGCAGGAUGGAGCCAGGCCAGGGUCAAGUCCAGGUCAACAGCACUGGAGCAGGUCUCAGGCUGACGAUUGUUCCCUACCAGAAGUACCAGAGGAUCAAGGGGUUCGGAGGAGCCAUGACGGACGCAGCGGCUAUUAACAUACUUUCUCUCUCUGCUGGCGCACAGGAGCAGCUGCUGCGACAGUAUUUCUCCAAAGAAGGUAUUGGCUAUAGCGUUGUGCGCGUCCCCAUGGCCAGCUGUGACUUCUCCACUCGGCUGUACACCUACGCUGACGCACCCGGGGACUACGACCUGAAAAGCUUCGCUUUGGCCCCUGAGGAUGUGAAGAUGAAGAUCCCUCUGCUGCUGCGUGCCCAGGCUUUGUCCCCUGUCCCACUUUCCCUGCUGGGCAGCGCCUGGAGCGCCCCUGCCUGGAUGAAAACUAAUGGUGCACUCAUAGGAAAGGGCUCCCUGAAGGGCCAGCCAGGGGGCAAGGAGCAUAAAACAUGGUCUCAGUACUAUAUCAGGUUCCUUGAGGAAUAUGCUAAAUAUAACCUAACCUUCUGGGCGCUGACUACAGGAAAUGAGCCCUCUGCAGGACAAAUGACAAACUACAGUUUCCAGGCUCUGGGCUUCACUCCUGAGGAGCAGAGGGACUGGGUGGCUAUGGACUUGGGCCCGGCCCUGCAGUCCUCAGCACACCCACACACACACAUCCUCAUACUGGAUGACAACCGCCUGCUGCUGCCCCACUGGGCCCGAGUGGUUCUCAGUGAUGUUCAUGCAGCACGAUACAUUCACGGCGUGGCGGUGCACUGGUACCUGGACAGUUUCGUCCCUGCAGAGGCGAGCCUGGGAGCCACCCAUCAGCUGUACCCAGAGUACUAUCUGUUUGGCACGGAGGCCUGUGCGGGCUGGAGCUCAGCGGACCGCGGGGUGAAGCUGGGCAGCUGGGACCGGGCAGAGCAGUACGCACAUGACAUCCUAGAGGACUUAAAUCACUACGUUGUGGGCUGGACUGACUGGAACCUGGCACUGGACCAGACUGGUGGGCCAAACUGGGUGAAAAACUUUGUGGACAGCCCCGUCAUAGUGGACGCCAAGCGGGACGUCUUUUACAAACAGCCAACUUUCUACAGCAUGGCCCACUUUAGUGCUUUCCUGUGGGAGGGGUCCCAGAGAGUGGGAGUGUCUGCUAGUGGAAAGACACAGCUUGAGUUCUCCGCCUUCGUCAGACCAGACGGCUCUGUGGUUCUCAUCGUUCUCAACAGGUCACCAUCAGCCAUUCAGUUUGAGGUGUGGGAUCCGGCUGUGGGUUAUAUUCCCUGCACCGCGCAGGCCCAUUCGCUGCUCACGGUGGCUUGGAACACACACUGAGAUUUAACAAUGACGCACUUUAAAGUUUCUCUGAGCACUGCAGACACAAAACCAACCAUUUAUAAAUCGCAUCAAACUGUUAUGUCUUCAUUAGGGUCCGCACCACUUACAUGCCGGCACACUUAGCAGCUUAAGAAAAGGGUUCCCCUUUUUAUGUUGGAUAAUAUAAUUUAAGAAUAUGCUGAAUCUGUUUGUGACAAAAUCUCCAGACAGUAUGUAUGCAAAUGAUUUGGUCUAGUUUUCAUUUUUGAGUAUUUCCUAAAGAAAUCGGAAAACAGCACUGGAAAAGAUCUAAUUUCGUCACGACUUUAUGUCGUCAUAUUUUCAUUUGUUUAUUCUCACAAUCCUGCUAACUUGAGAUGUUGCAACGCUAUGAGUAGAGGCCACUACUCACCCGCCCAGCCAAUGUUUACAUGUAGAGAUUAAUUGCUUUUGAAGAUUUGAUACGGGGCCACUCAGGGUUUAAAAUGGGAGCAGUUUGAGUUUCAGAUGUGUUGCAUCUGUUGAACUGGAUUUCUUUUUCCAGUUAGGACCUACAUCUGACCCCUUUGUCAGUUUUGCUGAUAAAGGCUGUUUCUCGUCAAGUGGAUCUCAUUCAGCAAGACUGUUUACCUUUCACCUUGGCUGUUUGGUGAAGCAACCCAGGCAGUGAGGUGAUUGGGGACGAUCCACAUAAAAGGUGUCAGUUUUAAACCCAAGCUAAUAGGCUAUAAGCUUAUCUUUAAAUUGGACAUCAAUUAUAAUGAUGUCCUACAUCUACUAAUACAUGUAGAGAUUACAUGUAUCUCUUUAAUAAUAAGUUAUUAUUAGUCCUAAUAACUAAUAGGACUAAUAAUGAGACUAAUAGGACUAGUUAUUAAGUUAAUAAUAGCUUAACUUAAGUUAUUAAUAAUAACUUAUUAGUUAUAAUAGUUAUUAUAACUAAUAACUAUUAAUUAGGACUAUAAGUAACUAAGUAACUAUUUAUUACUAAUAGUUAUUAGGACUUAUAAGUCCUAAUAAUAAAUCUACAAAUAACUGCAGUCCAGCAAACACAGCUUUCAUAUGGGUUAAGGUUUGUAAAAACUCCAAGAUGGGUUCACAAAUCAAAUGGCAAAGUAUGAACAU